AUGCGGACACCACCGCCGCCACCGCUGCUGCCGCCGCCGUACGCCUCCCGCGGCAGCCCGCUCGCCGCGCCGUGCCGCCGGCCGCACCUCCGGAGGCGGACAGGCAAACCCGCCCGGCUCCUCGCCCUCCGCCUCCCGGCAGCCCCCACCUGCCGGCCCGGCGCCGGCGCCACCGCCGCCCGCUCUGCCCCCGCGGUGCCUGGCGGCCGCACCUGCUCCCACCACGCCGCCGGCCCGGCCCGGCCCGGCCCCCCCCGCCAGGGACCCGCCGCCGCCGGGGGCGGGACGGCGCCGCGGGGCGGGGAGGGCGCGGGGCGGCUUCGCGGGGGCUCCGCGCCGCCCCGCGGCCGCGCUGCGCUCCGGCGGGCCGGGGCAGGUAGGGCGGCGGAGCGGGCAGGGCGAGGGCUGGGGGACGAGGAGGAGGCGGAGGCGGCGGCCGCGGCCGUGGCAGCGACGGCGGAGACGGCGGAGACGGCGACGGCGGCGCUCCCGCUCCACAGCGCGCUGGGUCCGUAUCAAUUAUUUACACGGUAUAUGUGCCUUUAA
Corvus hawaiiensis (hawaiian crow) is the source of this 546-nucleotide messenger RNA. RefSeq names its product basic proline-rich protein-like. The record is from RefSeq and is a predicted model, not a curated record. The transcript has a single exon. Lineage: Eukaryota; Metazoa; Chordata; Aves; Passeriformes; Corvidae. Bases 1 to 546 code for a protein of 181 amino acids.